GCUCAAUGCUCCGGAGGCUGAAUGAAAUUCAACAUUCAAUAUAUUUUACCGUCAUUUGUGCAGACUGCUGCUAAAGGAUUGCAGGCAGGAGGAGGCCAAUUCAACUAUGAUUCUCCAGGGAAACGAGUUCGAUUCACAGACAGCGAGAAAAUUGUGAAGAAGGCAAAAUACCUAGAUGUCCUGUUUCUAUUUGAAGAGAGCAUUUUCUAUGAGAUCGACAACAAAACCAGCACUUGCAAGAAAAGGCCUUUACAAUCAACGCUUCAUCCUAUGGAGAUCCAACCAAACAUGACAGACCUCGGAGACAUGUAUAUGGGCAGCAGAAUAGACAGUGGCCAAGGGCUCAGUAUGAAAAACUGGGUGGAGAUGGUACCGCAACUUAAUGGUGCCUUUUCAGUCGCCGUUAGCAAAGUUGGCUGCCUCACUCUUAGCUCAGUGCUGUUCACUCAAUCAAAGGACCUGCUGAUAUUCAGUUUUCUUGAGGUUGUUAAAGAAGUGAAGGACCCACAGGCGUUUGUGCCUCCAACAUUCUGUGAUGAUGUGCCUUUGGAACCUAAAGGAAAUACCUUUUUCGGGUUCUUCUUAAACCAAGCAUAAAGACAUAAUUCCUGUUUGGUUCACAGUAUGUUUGCAGUCAGCUCAAACAAUAUAACCCAUAGCUUUAAGGGAAAUGUUUCAUAUUAGUUCUUCAUGCAAAUAAAUAAAUUAUGCAUUUUACAACA
This is a messenger RNA of Alosa sapidissima (American shad), 722 nucleotides long. RefSeq names its product ependymin-like. The transcript is spliced from 5 exons. Gene Ontology annotation, molecular function: calcium ion binding. NCBI's taxonomy places the organism in Eukaryota, Metazoa, Chordata, Actinopteri, Clupeiformes, Clupeidae. Gene Ontology annotation, cellular component: lysosome; extracellular region. The record is from RefSeq and is a predicted model, not a curated record. Gene Ontology annotation, biological process: cell-matrix adhesion. Bases 22 to 597 code for a protein of 191 amino acids.